Messenger RNA from Funneliformis geosporum, 358 nucleotides. The record is from the annotation of a GenBank genome assembly. NCBI's taxonomy places the organism in Eukaryota, Fungi, Glomeromycota, Glomeromycetes, Glomerales, Glomeraceae.
AUUUAUCUGAUAUUUACUUUGAUGAAAGUAAUAUAAAUAAUAUUCAAAAAAAAAUGCUUGGAAGAAAAAAAACAUUAGUUUGGGAAUAUUUUGAAGAAGAUGGAGAAAAAAAAAAUAGGCAUAUCAGAUGUAUUUGUAAAUUAUGUGGAUGGACAAGAAAGGUUGGAAAAGCUUUUGAAAUGGUUGAACAUUUAGCUUUCACAUGUAUGCAGGCAACUGGAGAAAUCAAAAACAUAUUUUUACAAGAAAUAAAAAAUCGUACAACAUAUGAGAAUUCCUCUUCUACUACCACCUCCUCUACUACAGCCUCCUCUUCUACUAAACGAAUCAAAGUUCAAAAUCAAAAAAUUACUACAAU